AUGUCGUACACGGUGGAGUACAGUUACAGCCACAUGAAAUACCUCAGCAAACCGUGCAUGAUUGCAGAUGAGAUGGGUUUGGGAAAGACGAUCCAGGCCAUUUCGGUGGCGUAUAUCUUCAAACAAGAAUGGCCUCUGCUGAUUGUGGUGCCUUCAUCUCUGAAAUACCCUUGGAUUGAAGAGCUGGAGAAGUGGAUUCCUGAACUCGACCCCAGAGACAUCAACUUGGUCGAAAGCAAGACCGAUACAAUGAGCAUCGGCACUAGCAAAGUGACUAUACUGGGAUACGGGCUGCUCACGACGGACGCACGCCCCCUGCUGGAGGCCCUGAACAAGCAACGAUUCGGCGUCAUCCUGGUGGAUGAAUCCCACUACCUGAAAUCUCGCAACGCAGCUCGUAGUAAAAUAUUGGUGCCAAUCAUUCAGAACGCCAAGCGUGCCAUCCUUCUAACUGGCACCCCGGCGCUGGGCAGACCAGAGGAGCUCUUCAUGCAAAUCGAUGCUUUGUAUCCACGGAGGUUUGGAACCUGGAGCGACUACGCCAAAAAAUACUGCAACGCACACUACAAGUUUUUCGGGGCCAGACGGCAGUGGGACUGUCGCGGCGCGUCUCAUUUGGACGAGUUACACCAGCGUCUGAACGAGAUUAUGAUUCGCAGACUCAAGAAUCAGGUGCUGACUCAACUACCACCCAAAAUACGCCAACGAAUCCCCUUCGACCUUCCCAAAGAUGCUGCCAAG
Messenger RNA from Sinocyclocheilus rhinocerous, 741 nucleotides. RefSeq names its product DNA annealing helicase and endonuclease ZRANB3-like. Gene Ontology annotation, molecular function: ATP binding; DNA endonuclease activity. Gene Ontology annotation, biological process: replication fork processing; DNA repair. The record is from RefSeq and is a predicted model, not a curated record. The annotation marks the transcript as partial. Gene Ontology annotation, cellular component: nuclear replication fork. Lineage: Eukaryota; Metazoa; Chordata; Actinopteri; Cypriniformes; Cyprinidae. The transcript has 6 exons.